GCCGGUUCAGUUCUGGCUGCAAAGACCCGCUCCACCCCCCGGGAGAGGGGCUCCACGGCUCCCCAGCAUCCUGGCUAAAACCUGGCGGGGGCUUGACGAUCAGGGGAAAGAACCAUCUGCUGUUCUUCCUCGGUCUGAUACAGAAGAUGCCUACAGACAGUAAAAGUAUCCUGGCUGCGGAGAGCGAGGAGAGAACCCAUGCGGUUCCAGGUCACGGGCAGUGCUGUGGAGACAUGCUCUCUGGGCAGGAGGAGACAGUACCCUUGGGAACCUCUCAGGAGUCAACACAUGUUAAGGCAGAGCCAGAAGAACCACACCCUGAGGGGGCAUCACUGGAGGACAGGGCUCUAGGAACUCAGGGCUGGAUGCCCCAGAGUCCUGGCUCUAAGGAGAAAGCCCUGUUCCUGCCCAGUGGAGUUCUUCCCUUACCCUGGAUUCCUAUACUUUGCCGAGCCGGAAGGACCAGAGAACAGCAGGUGGCUGCAGCUCUCCUCACUGCCUGGUCCCAGAUGCCGGUGACCUUUGAGGAUGUGGCUCUGUACCUCUCCCGGGAGGAGUGGGGAAGGCUGGACCACACACACCAACGUUUCUACAGGGAUGCACUACAGGAAAAAAUUGGCCUGGCUUUGGGGUUUCCGUUUAGCAGACCUUUCUGGGUCCCCCAAGUUCAGGGGAAGGGCGAGGUGGCAAGUUCCAGCAGACCAACAGGAGCUGAGGAGAGGCGAGGCCUUGGCUCAGGAGCUGUGGAAAUGGGGAAGUUGGUACCAACCCUAGCCAUGGCAACCCUAGGGGAUGAGAAACCCUUAAGGACCAGGGCCAGGUGGGCUCCAGGGGAAGAGCCACGGUGUGGUCAGCAAGUGGCUAGCGGCCUGGAUGCAAAGAUGACCAGAGAUGCUGGAGAAGCCAGGCAACCAAAGCCAUCCCCACCCAACACAUAUCCUCUCAAGACCCCAAAGGACGGCGGUCCAGAGAAGCCCAGUGAGGAGGAGAAGGGUGUCCUGGAAAGUGGCGAGGAGGGUCUGGUCCCUGAAGGUGAAACAGGCAAGAAGAUGUACACGUGCACACAAUGCGGCAAGGGCUUCAGCUGGCACUCGCACCUGGUGACGCACCGGCGCACACACACCGGUGAGAAGCCCUAUACCUGCACCGACUGCGGCAAGCGCUUCGGCCGCAGCUCACACCUCAUCCAGCAUCAGAUCAUCCACACGGGCGAGAAGCCCUACACCUGCCCCUCAUGUUGGAAGAGCUUCAGCCACCACUCCACACUGAUCCAACACCAGCGUAUCCACACCGGUGAGAAACCCUACGUGUGCGACCACUGUGCCAAGCGCUUCACCCGCCGCUCAGACCUAGUCACACACCAGGGCACGCACACCGGCGCCAAGCCACACAAGUGCCCUAUCUGCGGCAAAUGCUUCACUCAGAGCUCUGCUCUGGUCACACACCAGCGCACCCACACCGGCAUCAAGCCCUACCCGUGCCCGGAGUGCGGCAAGUGCUUCAGCCAGCGCUCCAACCUCAUCGCGCACAAUCGCACGCACACGGGCGAGAAGCCAUACCACUGCCUUGACUGCGGCAAGAGCUUCAGCCAUAGCUCGCACCUCACUGCCCACCAGCGCACCCACCGCGGUGUGCGGCCCUAUUCCUGCCCACUCUGUGGCAAGAGCUUCAGCCGCCGCUCCAACCUGCACCGGCAUGAGAAGAUCCACACGACCGGACCCAAGGCUCUAGCCUUGCUUAUGCUGGGGGCGGCGGCAGCGGCAGGGGCGCUCCCUCGAUCUCCGCGCGGACUUCCGGCUCCGGGAGCUGGUGGGAACCUCCGAGCACCUGGUGGCUCGGGGCGGUGUGCCCUGGGGGCGGGACUGGAGCGUCCUGGCGCGCGGUCGGGCUCCUGCGGAUUCGGCGCCCGAGGCGCAGGCCGGAGGGAACGCGCUCCUCUGGGCAGCGCGGCCGCGGGCGGCCCCUUGCUCUCCGGGUUCCCGUCGCUCUCGCCAGGCUGCUGGGACCGUCCCCUUUUCCCACGUCCUGCCGAGCGACCCUGGCAUAUGUGUCCUGAUGCAGGCCCAGCUGUCACCGAGAGCCCCUCUGGGAGACUGAAAGGGUCGGCUCUGGAGCCCCAGGCUAGGGUCGACUUAGGCCAGGGAAUGGCAUCCUUCCGGGAGCUCCAAGACCGUGCUCCUGGGGAGGAAGAAGGACUUCUGAUUGUGAAGGUGGAAGAUUGCUCUUGGGAGCAGGAACCUGCCCAGCAGGUGGACAGCGAGGAUUCAGAAGCCUGCCGCCAGCGCUUCCGUCAAUUCUGCUACCAGGACGUGGCUGGGCCGCAGGAAGCCUUCAGCCAGCUCUGGAAGCUCUGCUGCCACUGGCUGCGGCCAGAGCUGCACAGCAAGGAGCAGAUCCUGGAAUUGCUGGUGCUGGAGCAGUUCCUGGCUGUGCUGCCAGGGGAUAUCCAAGCCCAGGUGCAGAGACGGCACCUUGGGAGUGGCAAGGAAGCUGUCGCUUUGGUGGAGGACAUACAGAAUCAGUCGUUGAAAGCCGGGCCACAGGAUGAACCCUCUGAAGUGGAGCCUAAGGCAACAGGCCAGGCACUCCAAACUCCACAGCCUCCCCAGAAGCAGCUCCCUGCAACCCAAGUGCGGCACAGCCACGCCGAGCUUCCUGUUCUUAAAGAAGGACAGACAGGAGAGAGGAUGGAUGUCUCCUUUGCCUCCGCAGUGCCUCUGCCUGGGAGACCUCAGCUGAGUCAUAUCUCCCCAUUCCAAAAACCUGUGGCAUCAGGAGACAUCCCUUUCUAUUUUUCCCGAGAAGAAUGGCGCUCCCUGGACCCUGCUCAGAGGGAUCUCUUUUGGGACAUAAAGAGAGAGAACUCCCGGAAAGCUGCUCUCGGUUUGGGAUCCAAAAGCCAGAACAAGAGAUCUCCAGAGGAGGCUGUGACAAUGUCGGAACAGACUAACUGUGAAGUGACUAUGUCCUGCAAUCCCGAGGAGGCUGACACCGAGGUCUGGGAGACCAAGAACCCACCGAGGACAGCCGUGGGCCCGCUGGUGAUGGCGCAUCGGGGGCGGCCGCCCACACGCAGGCGCCAGUUUCGGGAUUUAGUGACUGAGAAGCCGCACAGCUGCGGGCAGUGCGGGAAGCGCUUCCGCUGGGGCUCAGACCUAGCCCGGCACCAGCGAACACACACUGGUGAGAAGCCACACAAAUGUCCUGAAUGCGACAAGAGCUUCCGCAGCUCUUCGGACCUGGUGCGUCACCAGGGCGUGCACACGGGCGAGAAGCCCUUCUCUUGUUCUGAGUGUGGCAAGAGCUUCAGCCGGAGCGCCUACCUGGCAGACCACCAGCGCAUCCACACGGGGGAGAAGCCCUUCGGCUGCAGCGAGUGCGGGAAGAGCUUCUCAUUGCGCUCCUACCUGCUGGACCACCAGCGUGUGCACACGGGCGAGCGGCCUUUUGGCUGUGGCGAGUGUGACAAGAGCUUCAAGCAGCGUGCACACCUCAUCGCGCACCAGAGCCUACAUUCCAAGACGGACCUACUCGGGUGAGUCGCCCGUGGGACCUGAGCAGUCCAGCGAGGUGGACACUCCCUGUGAUUCUCCCGGUUCUUUGUUCGUCUUGGAGAAUUCUUCUCUUGCCUGUGACCACUGUCAGCCUAUGGAAGGGACCCAAGGCCUCUGUAUUCUGAACUGGCCUGCCUGCUCCUGGGAUCUGCCUCCUGUCUCUCCCCUUCCUGCUCUGAAUUUUUCUUCCACUUGUUGCCUGGAGUUUCACAGUUUCUAGGUGGUGUGAGGCCUCCCAGGCUGGACCUAGGGUUUCUCCCCAGGACCCUCCGGGCUUCCUUGGCUGGAGGCUCUCUUUUUGUCUACUUGUGCCUUCCUGUGGGGACUGGCCUCCAUCCUCAGGGGACUGCUUGGCCUUGGCAAGGACCAUGGGCCCAUACCAAUGAGAAUUUAGGUCCUGGGUUCAGUCUCAGCAGCUUCCUGGCCUUCACCCCCCCCACUCCCCCACUUCCAACCUGUGACCCCUCUUUUCUGCCCCAACCCCAGGAAGCGCCUAGCUGUCGUGCUGUGAGCCCUGAGACAGCCCUGCAGGUUUGGAUAUUAGUGGAGGUGGUGGCUGUAGCAGCAGACUGGCUCUGGAGAACUAUAGCAGCAGACUGGCUCUGGAGAACUAUAGCAGCAGACUGGCUCUGGAGAACUAUAGCAGCAGACUGGCUCUGGAGAACACCCGUUCCUCCAGACGGGUGGCCUUUGUCAUACUUACGUUAGCACUCUGUCAGUCAGCACUUUGUAGCUGACACCUGAGCACUGUAUUCAUGUUUUUAGUCUGCAUUGUGUGCAGACUGACGUUAACAGGACAGCAUAGACCCUCCAAAAGGGCUCAGCCCGGUGGGGUUCAGAAGGGUUUGAAUAAACAUGGACCUUUGCCUUGAGGCUGUCAUUUUUUUAGCUGGCUUUUCUCAGUCAGGGGCAUGGGUGUUAUCUUGUGGCUUGUUAACGCUGAUGGUUGGGGUGUCUGCAGUCACCAGGAGAGCCACAUCUUGUACCUGCAGUCCUGUGACUGACUCUCCUGUGUCAGUCGGUGCA
Molecule: messenger RNA, 4580 nt
Organism: Microtus ochrogaster (prairie vole)
Lineage: Eukaryota; Metazoa; Chordata; Mammalia; Rodentia; Cricetidae
Gene: Znf205
Product: zinc finger protein 205
Exons: 13
Coding region: 147-3539 (1130 amino acids)
Biological process (GO): embryo development; regulation of transcription by RNA polymerase II
Cellular component (GO): transcription regulator complex; PcG protein complex; chromatin
Molecular function (GO): RNA polymerase II cis-regulatory region sequence-specific DNA binding; DNA-binding transcription factor activity, RNA polymerase II-specific
Source: RefSeq, a predicted model, not a curated record